AGACCCGGGCGCAACUGCCCUCAGUGUCGCCGUCGUCUCCGCCCACCUCUUUCUCUGAUUGGCCGGGCAGCGCUCCGAGAGCCCGCCUCCCCCGUCAGCCGAUUGGCGGAGUGUGUUUUGGCCGGCGAGAGGGUCGCAAACGCUGUCAGUGAGGGGAGAGAAGCGAAGACGCAGCAGCAGGAACCUCCAGAUUAGCAAUGGCUGCUGAAUCUCCCCGCCGCUCGAGCCGAUGUACUGGAGGAGUGGUGGUCCGCCCGCAGGCUGUCACGGAACAGUCCUACAUGGAAAGCGUCGUUACAUUUCUACAAGAUGUGGUUCCUCAGGCUUACAGUGUCACGCCCCCGACGGAGGAAAAAGAGAAGAUAGUGUGGGUCAGAUUCGAAAAUGCGGAUUUGAAUGGUCCUCAGAAGUGUGACGGCUUCGCUGAGAAGAGACCUCUCCUGGCCAUGUGUAAAAGCAUUGGAUCCUCUGGCUUGCGUCGACAGCAUCCGAGAAGUAUUGCAUUUCAUCGCUCAGGCCUCAGGAGGAGUCGAGCAGCGCUGCGCGAGUGCGGGCAAAUUCGCAGCGAGGCGGUUUGCGCCGCUGUUGGUGAUGGUCGGGAUAGCGGAACAGCAGCGGAUCGCGGAAACCGAGCCGCCGAGCUUGGAGGAGCGGGCACCGUCACGACGAGUUCGCGCCAGGAUUCGCGCCAGGUUGAGGUAGCGUUGCUGGGGCGUCCGGUGGAGGUGGAGUGCCAGCGGGUGCCGCUGGCGUUCUGGGCGUCGUUGCCCGCCGGUAUCCACAGGCAUCUCAGGUGCAGCACCUGCGCAGUCAAAGGGAUCUGGGGUUCCGAUGGGAAGCGAAUGCGGAUACUACCUCUGUCCAAUUAUGAUCCGGUUUCGCGGUGGUCUUCGGACGGGCCCCAGUGCUGUGCCACCAGCGGAUCCUUAGGAGCAUCGCAAAAUCUGAGUCAGGAAUGCGUUCAAUGGACUCCUGGGUUGCCGCAUGGUGUCGAGCCCGUCUCCGUGACAGGUUGCAUCGAGGUUUGUAAUCCCAUCACAGCGGGCAGAAAUCCGAUCACCGGUAACCGGUCGCAGACAAUUGCCCAGCGAUGGACGUGUCACCUGAAACCAGGUAUCCAAGAGCAGCUGAGGAACGAGCCAAAAGAAGUUGCCAAACUGUUUGCAAACGAACGAGACGCACAUCGCAGGGCUUCUUCCCAUCUGGAAGCCAAGCCAGACGUGAACUCAUUUGACUCAGAGUCUGUGAUCCUCGUCGUGGUCUUGCAGGAGAAAAUCGCUGCCUUCGACAGCUGCACCUUCACCAAAAAGUUUUUUGUUACGAGCUGCUAUCCUUGUCCGGGGCCAAAUAUGAACCCCAUAGCUCUGGGAAGUCGGUGGCUUGCUUAUGCUGAAAACAAGCUGAUCCGGUUCCACCAGUCCCGCGGCGGGGCCUGCGGAGACAACAUCCAGUCCUACACGGCCACGGUCAUCAGUGCUGCCAAAACAAUAAAAACUGGACUUACCAUGGUGGGGAAAGUUGUGACGCAGCUGACAGGGACUCUUCCGUCGGGAGCAACGGAGGAGGAAAUCUUGGCUCACAGCAACACUCGCCGCAGCCCCUUAGUCCCUGGAAUUGUCACUGUCAUCGAUACGGAGAUGGUUGGAGAAGGGCAGGUGCUUGUGAGCGAAGACUCGGAUAGCGAAGGGAUUGUGGCGCACUUCCCUGCCCAUGAGAAGCCCAUCUGCUGCAUGUCUUUCAACCCCAGUGGCAUGCUUCUGGUCACAACAGACACGCUCGGCCACGAUUUCCACGUGUUUCAAAUACUGACCCAUCCCUGGUCAUCUUCGCAAAGUGCCGUCCAUCAUUUGUACACGUUGCAUCGGGGGGAGACAGAAGCCAAAGUGCAGGACAUUUCCUUCAGCCACGACUGCCGCUGGGUGGUGGUCAGCACUCUCCGGGGCACGUCCCACGUUUUCCCCAUCAACCCCUACGGCGGGCAGCCCUGCGUCCGCACACAUAUGUCGCCGCGGGUGGUGAACCGCAUGAGCCGCUUCCAGAAGAGCGCGGGGCUGGAAGAGAUCGAGCAGGAACUGACCUCCAAGCAGGGGGGGCGUUGCAGUCCUGUCCCGGGGCUGUCGAGCAGCCCGUCUGGAUCCCCUCUACACGGUAAAUUGAACAGUCAAGAAACAUACAAUAAUUUCACCAACAACAAUCCCGGGAACCCACGCCUUUCCCCUCUGCCAAGCCUGACCGUGGUGGUGCCUCUGGCGCAAAUCAAGCAACCCAUGACUCUGGGAACCAUCACCAAACGCACAGGGACAAAGUGCGCCAUCCCACCCCUCUGCAAAAAGCCUCUCCUGAGGAUUGGAGGAGACUGGGAAAUCGCAUCGUUGGCAGCACCAGGGGCCCGAGAGGGAUACUGGAAAGUCAAGCCAGCGUGCCUAGUGGUCAGGGAGCCUGAUUCGAAAGCCCUCUCCGCUGUGGAAGCUCGCUUGGUGACCACGGGCCAAUCACACCGCUUGGUUCCUCCAGGAAGUCCGGGGCCCAUCACUCGGCAUGAAUCCUAUGACAGCUUAGCCUCUGACCACAGUGGACAGGAAGACGAAGAGUGGCUUUCUCAGGUUGAAAUUGUGACUCACACUGGACCCCACCGGCGCCUUUGGAUGGGCCCCCAGUUCCAGUUCAAGACUAUUCACCCCUCUGGCCAAACGACAGUCAUCUCAUCCAGUUCUUCUGUGCUCCAGUCCCACGGCCCCAACGACACCCCGCAACCUCUUCUGGACUUCGACACAGACGAUUUGGACCUAAACAGUCUCAGGAUCCAACCUGUUCGCUCUGAACCCGUGAGCAUGCCAGGGUCAUCCCGCCCAACUUCGGAUCACAGAGGGAUUUCUGCGGUGACUGACGCUACCUCAGGUGCCUUCGAUCGAAGCAUGACCCUGCUGGAAGUCUGCGGGAGCUGGCCCGAGAGCUUCGGUCUCCGCCACAUGUCUUCCAUCGAACACACAGACGAGGGCCUCCGGGAACGACUGGCCGACGCCAUGUCUGAAUCUCCCAGUAGGGACAUAGUGGGAUCUGGAACAGAGCUACAGCGAGAAGGAAGCAUCGAGACGCUCAGUAACAGCUCGGGCUCUACCAGUGGAAGCAUUCCACGCGCCUUCGACGGCUACCGAUCACCUCUUCCGACGAACGAGAGCCAGCCAUUGAGUCUGUUUCCUACCGGCUUCCCGUAAUCAAGUCCCACCGGUCCAGGACAAAGGGAAAAAAUACAGAUUGGCCCACGACGCGAUGAUCUGCAAAAAUCUCUCGAUCUGCCUUUCGCCCAAAGGUUGGCUUCAGCAUUGGAUGGCUCUUGUUGCCCUAAGAAACAUGGACAACGCAGCUGCUUCAAUCCCUGCUGGAACUGUGCAAAUAAAAUCCCAAAUUAGGGCCUCCUUGGUCCUGAUGGCUCUCUUGCUAUCCUUUCCAUCCCUGCAACAUUGAGAAAAACCCGUUUUAAGGAAGUAUUUUAAACAGUUUUUUGCUCUUAACCAUAACCUGCUUUUCCCUACAGUGAGCAGAGACCUGUUCUCAAAACCUGAGUAUCAUUGCUAAAAAUUUCGUAACAGUUAGAGCUGCUACCUGUAUUUGGGGAUAUACGUAAUGUUGCUGGAGACCUGGGCCUAGAAGCAGGGGCCAUUAGCAUGCAACUCUUUGAGUGGGGGAAAUCCCGAACAUUGAGGAACAACUUUGUGGGGUAAAAAAAUCCAAUCAUUGUCUCCAAACCGGACAGCGGUCCGUUGGCAACUUGGUUGAUCAUGGCUCUCUGUCCUCUUUGUUCCCCGCAAAUAUUUGAUCGCCGCCAAGAGUAUUACAAGCGACGGUUGUUUCUUUUUCAGCUUUGGGAAGGAUGGUUUUGGAUGGUUCCGUAUAUUUUAGAAAUAUCCUUCAUUUCUAAGUCAAGUGACAAAUCUCUCUCAAACGUGCAUUUGGAACUCAUCUCUAUCCCAAAAAUGCAUGCUAGCUUGAAUAAAUGUCUAUGGUGAACGGA
Molecule: messenger RNA, 4012 nt
Organism: Sphaerodactylus townsendi
Lineage: Eukaryota; Metazoa; Chordata; Lepidosauria; Squamata; Sphaerodactylidae
Gene: BCAS3
Product: BCAS3 microtubule associated cell migration factor
Exons: 25
Coding region: 198-3215 (1005 amino acids)
Biological process (GO): autophagy; response to starvation
Cellular component (GO): cytoplasm
Molecular function (GO): protein binding
Source: RefSeq, a predicted model, not a curated record